Silurus meridionalis is the source of this 2624-nucleotide messenger RNA. RefSeq names its product zinc finger CCCH-type containing 10 (gene zc3h10). The transcript has 3 exons. Bases 504 to 2171 code for a protein of 555 amino acids. Gene Ontology annotation, molecular function: metal ion binding. NCBI's taxonomy places the organism in Eukaryota, Metazoa, Chordata, Actinopteri, Siluriformes, Siluridae. The record is from RefSeq and is a predicted model, not a curated record.
ACAUUGAUGACGUGAUCUUUGUGCGCGGAAGCGAAAGAAUAAUCCACACAUUUUACAAACUAGGACAUAUUGUUUACAUAUUUGGGCAUAUCAGGUUUUUUUUGCACAGAUCGUGGGAUCUGUAUACAUGCUAUGCUGUACGAAGUUCCGAAAAUAACACUUAAUGAAAAGCUGUGAAACUGCGAAGAUAUAUCGUCAGUCCUGUGUGUGAACACAUUCAUUAUAGUGAACCAGGCGCUAGUUGUAGCCUGGUCACUGUCAGCGUGUAAAACAUAUCGAAUACCAGUUUAUUUGGAUUUGUGGAAAACAGUUGUCCAGAUGGGCUUGCUGUCAGGUGGCAUGAACUCCCUUUAAACGCUGGGUUCCACAUUGGAUUUUUACAGAUUGUAAAGGAAGUCCAACCUGCGUACUCUUUUAAAAUCAUCAGGCCUUAAACAUCGUUAGGCCUGCCAUUUCUGGCCCACACAUGAGCAGGGGCUAUCUUUUUGAUUGUGCUAAGUGCCAUGCCUGACCGGGAUAGUGCAUACCUGGUAGGUGGUGGCGGGAGCGGCAGUGGGGGUGGUGCUGGCACGGGAGUAGGGGAGGAAGUGGGCAGUGGAUCUGCUUUGACUGGGGGUUCAGACGGUCGAGGGGGAGUUGGGGGAAGCUCAGCUGGUGGGAACAGUGGUUCUGGGACAAUGGGAUGCUGCGGUGCCCUGGGAAAUGGCCACACCUGCAGUGGAGCCAGUGGCAGCUUCAAUGCUGGCUCGCAAUCAGAUGGAGUUUGCCGUGACUUCUUAAGAAAUGUGUGUAAGCGUGGCAAGCGAUGUCGUUUCCGCCACCCGGACUUCAAUGAAGUGCCUGACCUUGGUGCGCAGAAAAAUGAGUUUGUCUUCUGUCAUGACCACCAGAAUAAAGAGUGCGUGCGCACCAACUGCCGCUUUGUACAUGGUUCUAAGGAAGAUGAAGACUAUUACAAAAAAACUGGCGAGCUGCCACUGUGGCUUCGGUGGAAAGUGGCAGCAGGCUUGGGCUUGUCACUUACGGACCUGCCACAGAAUCGUGGUGAGGCACCCAUAUGCAGAGACUUUUUGAAAGGAGAAUGUCAGCGGGGAAACAAGUGCAAGUUUCGUCAUGUACGGAAGGACCAUGAGCAUGAAGCUUCCCGCUUCAGUGCAGCAGGGAUGAUUGGUGUUUCAAGUGGAGUGGGUGGAAUUGUGAAUGCAAACAGUGGAGGUGUGGCUUGUGGUGGGGUAUCAGGAUUGACUGGAGCAAAUGGAGGGAGUCUGAUGGGAAUGGGAAGCCCCAACAUUGGAGGGUGCAGAGAUCAGGGGUUGUGUGGUGGUGGAGGAGGAGGUUCCAUGGGAAGUUGUCUGUCCCUGGGGGCUGCUGGACAACGGCGCUAUGACAGGGGCCCGUAUUCUGUAUAUGACUCACUGUUUGAGAAUGGACUGUUUGACCCUGGUCCACUGGAGAGCCCUGUUGAACACGCAGCUCUUCAGCUGAAGAGAAGGCGAUUGGAAGGGUUGCGACUGGCCGAUGGGACCGGAGCAGGACACUAUGACUUUGGGAUGCAGGCUGCUCUUUCCACCCGGCCUCUGGAGUAUCGCCUGUUGGAAGAGGAAAAUGCUUUGCUGAGGAAGCGAGUAGAAGAGCUCAAGAAACAGGUCUCCAACUUGAUGGCUACCAAUGAAGUUUUGCUGGAGCAAAAUGCUCAGUUCCGCAGCCAGGCAAAGGUCAUGACACUGUCCUCAACACCCACACCAUCAGAACAAAAUCUAGCCCCACCAGUUGGUUCAGUCAGUUCCUACAACCACGGCAUUGCACAGACUCGCACGACUUUGAGCAGCGCUGGACUGCAGCCACGUGCUGUCACCCAGCAGGACCUGGUGGCACCUGCUGGUGCCCCUACCGGCGCUCCCCCAGCAAACGCUGCACCCCCACCUGCUGCACCCCCUCCUCCACCACAUCUGAACCCUGAGAUCGCUCCACUCUCGGCUGCCCUCGCCCAGACCAUUGCACAAGGAAUGGCACCACCUGUUUCCAUGGCAUCUGUGGCAGCCUCUGUGGCCCCUGUUGCUGUCUCAAUGGCACAGCCAUUGCCCGGCAUCACCAUGAGUCAUGCCACCACACCGAUGGUGUCAUACCCUAUCGCCAGUCAGAGUAUGAGGAUCACCACCAUGCCGCAUUAAUGCAAACCCAAAUAGAAGCAAUAAUUCCUUUUAUUUGCAAACACAUUUCUCACACCCAAAGCUAUGGUGCAGUUUUACAAAAGAAGUACUUUUUACAGUAUUUACAUAAACAGUUACUUUGUGGACAUUGCAGAAAUGCCGAACACCAGCAAUUUGUGGAAACUCAAAGCUAUUUUUUUUUUUUAUUAAAUAGACUUCAUUAGUAAACUUGACCGGUUUCUUUUGUUCCGUAUGGUUGUUUUGACAGAGAGACCAUAAGCUAUUUCAGGGUUUGUGCGAAAGGCACAUAUUUUUACAUUUUGAAUGGACAACAUAGACUUUUGUCAGUUAAGCAUUGGCUUUUUAAAAAUAAUUUUCAGUUGACUCUUUGCUUUGGCCAUCUGUUGAUUUUCUCUGUGAGGUGUCAAGCUUGAUCUUUUUGCACAAACGGAAUAAAGGAUCAACCUCUAAAAA